Molecule: messenger RNA, 2990 nt
Organism: Eufriesea mexicana
Lineage: Eukaryota; Metazoa; Arthropoda; Insecta; Hymenoptera; Apidae
Product: glutamate receptor ionotropic, kainate 2
Exons: 19
Coding region: 1-2943 (980 amino acids)
Biological process (GO): monoatomic ion transport
Cellular component (GO): membrane
Molecular function (GO): signaling receptor activity; ligand-gated monoatomic ion channel activity
Source: RefSeq, a predicted model, not a curated record
AUGUGUGAUACAAAUGCGCGGAGGCUAGAGACUUGUGCCAUGUGUGAUGCAGACAGAAAAUUGUCGAAAGAGUGCGAUCUUCACGGAGGAUCAGAAUUGGCGAAGACGACGCUGGUCUACGACAUUCAGUACGUUCCCAAGGACGAUUCUUUCCGGACAUCGAAGAAAGCGUGCAAGCAGCUGUCCAGGUCUGUCCAAGGGAUCUUCGGGCCGUCCGACCCACUCCUGGGCGCCCACAUCCAGAGUAUCUGCGAAGCACUAGACGUCCCGCAUCUGGAGGCCAGAGUCGACUUCGAGCCGACGUUCAAGGAGUUCAGUAUAAACCUCUAUCCCUCGCAGGACCACUUGAACAAAGCCUUCAAGGAUCUCAUGUCCUUUUUAAACUGGACCAGGGUAGCCAUAAUCUACGAGGAAGAUUACGGUCUGUUCAAGCUGCAGGAUCUCGUGAAGUCACCACCCUCAGCGAGGACGGAGAUGUAUAUUCGCCAGGCGGGACCUGGCUCUUACAGACAGGUGCUUCGCGAAGUCAGACACAAGGAGAUCUACAAGCUGAUCGUUGACACGGAUCCUGCGCACAUGCAACAAUUUUUUCGAGCGAUCCUCCAGCUGCAAAUGAACGAUUACAGAUACCACUACAUGUUCACCACAUUCGACAUAGAAACGUUCGACCUGGAGGAUUUCAAGUACAACAGCGUGAACAUGACUGCGUUUCGUCUGGUGGACCUCGAGGAACCAAAGGUGGCCGAAGUUCUGCGGCAGAUGGAACGCUUCCAGCCGAUUGGCCAUGCGAUCCUCAACAAAACCGGAGUUAUCCAGGCAGAACCAGCUUUGGUGUACGACAGUGUGCAGGUUUUCGCGCACGGUCUAGCAGCGUUGGACCGCAGCCACGACCUGAGGCCCGCCAAUUUGUCGUGCGAGAAAGAGGAGCCCUGGGACGAUGGUCUGUCUCUUUACAACUACAUUAACGCCGUACGUUUACACGGCCUAACCGGACAUAUCGAGUUCAACGAAGGGAAGCGUAAUAACUUCAAGCUUGACCUGCUGAAGCUGAAGAAGGAGGAGCUCGUGAAGGUGGGCGAGUGGAAGCCCGGGUCGGGCGUAAACGUGACCGACGUCGGUGCUUUUUACGAGACCACCGCCACUAAUAUCACCUUGGUCGUUAUGACGAGAGAGGAGAAACCGUACGUCAUGGUAAAGGAAGACAAGAAUCUGACGGGGAACGCUAGGUUCGAAGGGUUCUGCAUCGAUUUGCUCAAGUGGAUCGCCGGCCAGGUGGGCUUCCAGUACGCCAUAAGACUGGUUCCCGACCAUAUGUACGGUGUUUACGACCCGAAAACCAAGGAGUGGAACGGCAUCGUUAGGGAGCUGAUGGAAAAGAGAGCGGAUCUGGCCGUUGCGUCUAUGACGAUCAAUUACGCUCGGGAGAGCGUGAUAGAUUUCACCAAGCCGUUCAUGAAUCUCGGUAUCGGAAUUCUGUUUAAGGUGCCCUCCAGUCAGCCAACGCGGUUGUUCUCCUUCAUGAACCCGCUGGCCGUCGAGAUCUGGCUGUACGUGCUGGCCGCGUACAUGCUGGUGAGCUUCACCCUCUUCGUUAUGGCUCGAUUCAGCCCGUACGAGUGGAACAAUCCACACCCGUGCCUGGCGGAGAGCGACAUCGUCGAGAACCAGUUUAGCGUCAGCAACAGCUUCUGGUUUAUCACUGGCACGUUCCUCAGGCAGGGCAGCGGGCUCAACCCCAAGGCUACCAGCACGAGGAUAGUAGGCGGAAUCUGGUGGUUCUUCACGCUCAUCAUCAUCUCAUCGUACACGGCGAACCUGGCCGCCUUCCUCACCGUCGAGAGGAUGAUCACGCCGAUCGAGAACGCGGCCGACCUCGCGGAGCAAACGCAGAUCUCCUACGGAACGUUAGAGGGUGGUAGCACGAUGACGUUUUUCAGAGACUCGAAGAUCGGGAUAUACAAGAAAAUGUGGGAAUUCAUGGAGACGAAAUCGCCGUCGGUGUUCGUGAAAAGUUACGAGGACGGGGUGAAAAGGGUGCUCGAGGGUGACUACGCUUUCCUGAUGGAGUCCACCAUGCUCGAUUACGCGGUACAACGGGAUUGCAAUCUCACGCAAAUCGGCGGUCUGCUGGACAGCAAAGGCUACGGGAUUGCCACUCCAAAAGGCUCGCCCUGGAGGGAUAAAAUAUCUCUGGCGAUUCUGGAACUGCAGGAGAAGGGCGUGAUACAGAUUUUGUACGAUAAGUGGUGGAAGAACACCGGCGACGUGUGCAACCGGGACGAGAAGAGCAAGGAGAGCAAGGCGAACGCGUUGGGAGUCGAAAAUAUCGGUGGUGUCUUUGUCGUGCUGGUUUGCGGGCUAGCUCUGGCGAUCCUCGUGGCUGUCCUCGAGUUCUGCUGGAACUCCAAGAAGAACGCCCAAUCGGACAGGUCCCUGUGCGCCGAGAUGGCCUCGGAAUUGCGGUUCGCCGUGCGGUGCGGCUCGCGGCAGAGACCAGCCGCGAAGGCGCGCAAUUCCGACGCCGCGGUGCCGUGCGACCGUUGCAGCCCGCGUGCCAGAAGGAGGAGAACGCGGUAUUGCUCGACCGGCCACGAAGAGACCACCUACAUUCCGAGCAUCGAGAUACCACGGUUAAAUGGUCAGCAGCAACAGCAACAACAGCCACCGCCACCGUGCAAAGCCACGCCCACGCACACACGUCACACUCACUGCCACUCACAUUCACACAGCCACAGUCACAGUCAUACGCACAAGCACCAACCACCCCCACCGAGGCAGAGACGGGGCUCUUCAAGCAUCGUCUUGGGUCAAGGAGGUGACCACCCUGAGAGUAUUCUCUGGAGAUUCGACUGCGACCUGGCGGGUGAGCCAGACGUGGUGAUAUCGCCACCACCACCGCCGCCACCACCCUCGGCGGCCGUAUCGAGGACCACAACCCUUUGACCAAUACUCGAAGAGGUGCCGACAGGUGUGCCCGUCCAAAAGGAGCU